Messenger RNA from Chinchilla lanigera (long-tailed chinchilla), 4205 nucleotides. RefSeq names its product REST corepressor 1 (gene Rcor1). NCBI's taxonomy places the organism in Eukaryota, Metazoa, Chordata, Mammalia, Rodentia, Chinchillidae. The record is from RefSeq and is a predicted model, not a curated record. Gene Ontology annotation, cellular component: transcription regulator complex; histone deacetylase complex. Gene Ontology annotation, biological process: negative regulation of DNA-templated transcription; regulation of transcription by RNA polymerase II. Gene Ontology annotation, molecular function: transcription corepressor activity.
AUAAUGGUCAGAAUAAAAGUUUGGCGGCGGCGGCGGCGCCCAAUGGCAACAGCGGCAGCAACUCCUGGGAGGAGGGCAGCUCGGGCUCGUCGAGCGACGAGGAGCACGGUGGCGGCGGCAUGCGGGUCGGACCCCAGUACCAGGCGUCGGUGCCUGACUUCGACCCGGCCAAACUGGCAAGGCGCAGUCAGGAACGAGACAAUCUCGGCAUGUUGGUCUGGUCGCCCAAUCAGAACCUGUCGGAGGCAAAACUGGACGAGUACAUCGCCAUCGCCAAGGAGAAGCACGGGUACAACAUGGAGCAGGCCCUUGGGAUGCUCUUUUGGCAUAAGCAUAACAUUGAAAAGUCACUGGCUGAUCUGCCCAACUUCACCCCCUUCCCAGAUGAGUGGACGGUGGAAGAUAAAGUCUUAUUUGAGCAAGCCUUUAGUUUUCAUGGGAAAACAUUUCAUAGAAUCCAACAAAUGCUUCCUGAUAAAUCUAUAGCAAGUCUGGUGAAAUUUUACUACUCUUGGAAGAAGACAAGAACUAAAACCAGCGUGAUGGAUCGCCAUGCUCGCAAGCAGAAGCGGGAGCGGGAGGAGAGUGAGGAUGAGCUGGAAGAGACAAACGGAAGUAAUCCCAUUGACAUGGAGGUUGAUCAAAACAAGGAAAGCAAAAAGGAGGUAUCUUCCCCUAGAACCGUUCAGGUGCCCCCUGCUGAGGCAGUUCCUCAGGUGAAAAAAGAGAAACACAGCACACAAGCUAAAAACAGAGCAAAGCGGAAACCUCCGAAAGGAAUGUUCCUUUCUCAAGAGGACGUGGAGGCUGUUUCUGCCAACGCCACUGCUGCUACCACGGUGCUGCGACAGCUGGACAUGGAGCUGGUCUCCAUCAAGCGACAGAUUCAAAAUAUUAAACAGACGAACAGUGCUCUCAAAGAAAAACUUGAUGGUGGGAUAGAACCAUACCGACUGCCAGAGGUCAUUCAGAAGUGCAAUGCGCGCUGGACCACGGAAGAGCAGCUUCUCGCCGUGCAAGCCAUCAGGAAAUACGGCCGAGAUUUUCAAGCAAUCUCAGAUGUCAUUGGGAACAAGUCAGUGGUGCAGGUCAAGAACUUCUUUGUCAAUUACCGGCGCCGCUUCAACAUAGAUGAAGUGUUACAAGAAUGGGAGGCGGAGCACGGUAAAGAAGAGACCAACGGGCCCAGUAGCCAGAAGCCAGUCAAGUCCCCAGACGGUUCCAUCAAGAUGCCUGAAGAGGAGGACGAGGCUGCCUCUGUCCUUGAUGUCAGAUACGCGUCCGCCUCAUGAGAAUGCUGGUAGCUGUGAACACUUGGUGUGGACUACGUGUUACCCAGGAUAUCAGGUAUUACGAGACAUCACCUAGCCAUCUGCAUCACAUCUCUGUGGACAAGCAGCUAUUACCAAAAAGGCAUACACUUCCGGUCCUGUGCUCCAUCUGCCUUAAUUCUUUGCUCGUUCCUCCAUGUUGGCACCACUUCCCAGAGAGCUCUGUUGCAUCUCUCACUCUGCCUCAGUGCUGGGGAGCCCACGCCUGCACCCCCUCAACUCUGGGACCCGCCCCCGACUUGGAGCCCCGUGCCCCACCCAUGGCAGCUCUUCCCGUCAGCAGCUUCAGAACAGGUAGUCUCAGAAGGCCCUACUCUGUUCCUGCAUGGCCUGCGAUUUCUACUUGUGCAUAAUGUAACUUUCAGAAUAACUGAUUGUGGUUCUUUCCCGGGGCAGCCACCUAAGUAACAUCGUCGUCUUUGGAAGUCACAACACAGUGGCAGACUGCAUUGUAACCUUACUGUGCCAAGCACCCUGGUGCAACUCACAGUUCCCCACGUGUGAGGUGGAAUUACUCGUAAAUUGGGUUGGCCUAAAUCUCUCCCCUCUCUCCUUUCCCAAGUGUUUAAAGGCUCCUUCUCAGCAACUGUCCUUGGACACUGUAGCUUACAGGGAAUGUUGGACCUCAACGCUUCUGCCUUCAACCUCAGCACUGUAGUCCCAGGGUGGGUGCCCCCAUCUUCUCCCAAUCCCUGACCACCACUCGCACCGCCCAGCUCCGAGAGAUUCGGUCCCUAUCACUGUACCUGGUGCUUGUCCAUUCGGAAUUGGUGCCUUCUCCUCUUGGCGACCAUGUUACCGAUCCCUUUUCUGUUCAAGUGUCUUAUUUAAAGUUUAUUGCUUGCCAAAGAUGACAUCAUCGAGAUAGACAGGGGGCGCUUCCCCUGGCUCCAGCAGUGCAGAUGUGAGACGCAAGCUUAGCGCCUACAGGGGUGAGAAUAGCUGGUGGUGGGUUCCUGGGAGCAACACACCCUCGUUCCUGUCCUCUUGGUGUGCCUGACCCGCUGCGCAUCAAUCCACGCAUCCCUUUAUGUCCUUCUAGUGCUGAUGUGAUAACACAGGUACCAUCCCCUCUCUGAAGCAGAGUCCAGGACAGAGAAGUGGUUGGUGUGUUGGUCUAGUGAGCCAGGAUGAGAAGGCGCCAUUUGCAGAGUGGCCUGCCAGGCCUCUCGGUUGGACUGGGAACAAGCGGGCUUUCUAAUCAGUGUGCUGAGCUCACCCGAGUCACUGCUUCUCCCGCCGGACCUGGGCCCGUGAGGCCGAGGUGUGGGGCCGCGCCGCGCCUGGCGCCGCACACAGCACGUGCACUGAAGAUGUGGGAGGAGCUUCGGGUGUCGUUCGCAUCAUUGGAAUUUUAUUUUCCUGCUUUUAAUACCAAAAAGAAAAAAUGCAGAUGCUUUAAGGCAUAGACAGAAUUGUUAAGGAUUUUAAAUAUGCAAUUAGAAAUUUGAUGUUUUGACUCCCAAGCACCUUGCUUUUUUUUUCUUUUUUCUUUUUUGUGUGUGUCAGCUGAUUUGCUCUUUAGAAAGAGGUUCAGCUAGGACCCUAGGUUUGGGGUUUGUACAUUUUGUUUUAGACGUCUGGGGAACGGUCAUUCCAAAGGGGAGUACAGGGACUUCCCUCAUCUUGUCCCACACAGCGUGUCCACCAGCCAAGGAAAGCCUGCUGUUCCCACCUACAGAGAGGUAGCAAAGUGACGUCAGCGCUGGGCAGUUUUCUUUUGUUACCAUAAGCCUGCCGUGUGACAGGGUCGGUGGGAAAGUGCAGGGCAGAGCUGGCUCACGGGCACUGAGGCCCUCACUCGGGCUUCCAUCCUCCUGGCAGGACUUGCACCCUUGGCCCUGGCGGCAGCAGUGGUAGGCAGCUGCCAUGAUGGCUGUUUUGCGCUGCCCUGCCCUGCCCUGCCGAUGGUUCUCUUUCUUGAUGCCCACCCGUUUCUUUAAACGUGAGCCCUCAGGCAAAGCCUAGAAGUGAUGCUCAUCUGCAGGUGGCGUGGUGCUGGGCCCCAGUCUGCUCUGCGUUGGCCGCCUCCGUCCCUGGCACAGGGCAUCCCCCAGCCCUGACGGUCACAUGCGGUGUCCUGAGGUUCACAGCCACUCAGUCCGAGCUUGCUCUGCAGCGUGGCAGAGGGGAGCAGUGGUCUGCAUGGCGGCCCUUGCUGUAGGUUGUGCAUCUGGUAGCACUGUACUGUAAAUGCUGUUCAUUACACUCUUGGCAAUUAUGUAAAUGCAAGAAGUCACUUUGCUUCCAAAGCCAGGUGAUGAGUCCUCUGACCUUACUUAUGUGACGACUCUAACAUAUCAAGAAUCGGUGCGUCGGUGGGCGAGGUUUGGGGUGUGAUAACUGCUUCAGGUGGAAUGUCACUUAGCUUUGUGUUCUUAAAAAUUGUCAAUGUGAAUGUCAUAAUUAUAUAUAUUUUUGUGGAAAAAUUCUCCUAAGUAUAAGUUAUUGUGCAAAAUAUAGUAUCAUGGACACAAAAAUAGUUUAACUCUUAGUUUAGAAAUCCUAAAAGAUAUAAAUUGUAUUGAUAUGCAUUAAAAGUUUGUUUUAUUUAAUUUUAUGUAGAUGUGUAAGUGUUAGGUAAAACUCGUGUUCAUGUAUCCAUUAAACACCUCGUUACUUGAAUGCUGUCGGCUGGUCAGCAGCAGCGAUCGGCUCCCGGUGCGGCUCUCUGACCCCGCGCCCGCUGUGCCUCGGUCGCCUGGCUGAGCCCAGCCAGGCUGGGCAGGUGCUGGUGCGCAGGAGCACGAGGUUAGUGUGGCUCACCCAUCCUCCCUGCUGUCCCGGGCCCUCGGAGGACACCGCGUCCUCCAAGCAACUUCGCUAGUUUUAACCCAUAGGACCCGUGGACAGUCACAAGCCGCUAGUGAAAAA